Messenger RNA from Dermacentor silvarum, 1078 nucleotides. RefSeq lists its product as uncharacterized. Lineage: Eukaryota; Metazoa; Arthropoda; Arachnida; Ixodida; Ixodidae. Bases 110 to 823 code for a protein of 237 amino acids. The record is from RefSeq and is a predicted model, not a curated record. The transcript has 5 exons.
AUCCGCGUAUGUCGAAACUCACGUAGCGCGUAGUUCUCUGUCUCUUUGAGCUUUUGGAUCGUGUCUACUGAAGGAUAGACUUACCAGGCCCUACAUUUGCAGUGGAAGCAUGCAGAAGUUUCAGAACGUUGUUUCCGUCUUAGGUCUGCUGGCCUGCAUCCUGCUGCCUUCGGUAUUGUGCCGUGCUGCCAAGUUGGGCUGCGACCGAGAGACUCUGGAAAAGUGCAGUGCGAGCCUCUUUUUCUUCGCCAGCGGACCUCACAUACCCGUCGCCGCAGAGGACCUCGCAGAGACCUGCAAGUCCGAUGAGAACGACAUCAAGUGCCUACAGGAUUACAUCAAGAACUGCCUGAACGGCGUCUCCAAGGGAAUGGUUCAGCUCAUGUUCGACGGCAUCACUGCGGUCACUCAGGAGAAGUGCACCGUCGGGCAUCCCCAGCACUCGAACUACCUAAAAUACGUGGUAUGCAUGAACACCAUCGGACCGAAGAUCCACCUGUGCAACAGAAACAUCACCGCCGUCCUAGAGACGAGCUCCGAGGUCGCCGAGCAAAAGCAUAAGAUUGGCUACGCCUGCUGCACAUUCGGGACGUACCAGCAGUGUGUCAAGGACUCUAUUCGAGGAAGUUGCUCGGACGAGCACAUUGAAUACGCCGAAGGCAUCGUGAACCAGUACGCUGGCGAUAUCCUGGAUGCCGUGUGCUCAAAGUACCGACCGGGUGGAGAGGGUUGCAAGUCGCUGCCGGUCAUUGACCCUGUCCAGAAACCAAAGACAAAGUCUCUGCUGCCGCCGCUCAGCGAUAUCUUCAAGACAUUUGGCUAAAUAGCGAAACAUAUCUCGCAGCCAAUGACAAGCUAUGCGGUUGUAGUAAUGCUGCAACUCUUAUCAUGCCUUAUACUGCUGCAUGUUCUCCAUAAUUCGGUUCCUUUCCACUGCUAUAAGCUGUCGAACAAAGGAGCGCCGGAAUGAAGAUGUGCAUGUGAUGAUGCCUGCCUUCCAUGAGUGUCGUUUGGGUGUUGAUAAAAAUGCUGUGAUACAGUUGACAAUACAGUUGAUACAGAUGGGAAAGCCAACUGC